Messenger RNA from Triplophysa rosa, 2598 nucleotides. RefSeq names its product snail family zinc finger 1b (gene snai1b). The coding region runs from base 1035 to 1808 and encodes 257 amino acids. Gene Ontology annotation, biological process: regulation of DNA-templated transcription. The transcript is spliced from 3 exons. Gene Ontology annotation, molecular function: RNA polymerase II cis-regulatory region sequence-specific DNA binding; DNA-binding transcription factor activity, RNA polymerase II-specific. Lineage: Eukaryota; Metazoa; Chordata; Actinopteri; Cypriniformes; Nemacheilidae. The record is from RefSeq and is a predicted model, not a curated record.
GUAGGAAGAUAGACAACAUAUAACAAUAAAGUAUGAAUAUGCACAAACAAUGAGAGUACAGUAUAUGACUAGUGUUAUAAACUGGUGUUCAUGGGGUCUGUACUGUAGGUCUUUAUCGCUCUUCACUCUCUAUUAGAUGAGCACUUUUAGUGUGUUGCGACUCUCUGUCUUUAGGUUUGUUUAUUCUCGGGCUCGUCACAUCAAAGCGCUCACGCGCUCCGAGCAUCAUCGCGCAUUUCAACGCAAGUUUCACCUUGGCUCGCCUGAAGUUAAACUUUAUAAAACUAUUAACAGCUUUUCAAAACAACCUGACUUCUGAAAUACGUGUUGAGAAUGAGCUUUUUUAAAUGCUGGCGCAGAUCCCUGCACGAGCACUGCGGGUGAGAGAGAACGCGCCGGACUGGAGCGGAUCACUAAACUACAGACUGAAAGAAGGUCAAAAGAAUGUUUGAUUCGUUCGUUUGUUACGGGUGGAUUAAUUCAUUAGUUUUUUUCAGAAUAGCGCCUAAUUUGCAGAGCGCCGAGUUAACCACGCCUACUUCCGCGGAACACACGGAAUAGAAAAAUCUCUUACGGUUGACAUUUUAUUCCGCGGUAACGGAAUAUUCCGUCAUUCCGCCCAGCCCUAGUGUCUUUCAUUAUGACGUGAAUCUUUGAACCGUUUAAUUUGAUAGCAAUUACCCAAAGUUUAUCCCUAUGUUUCUACAUUUGAGCGAACUGCACAUUAUCAUAAAACGGAUGUGAAUUUUUGCGGGCUGAAUGCAGUUGUGUGUUCAGGACAGGCACCUGCGGGAGGCGGGCUCGCAGUUUGUGGGAUGUUCUGAUGGGCGUGGACAGAGCUCGAAACCCCGCCCAUUUCCCAGCUCAGCAUCAUAAGAAGGGACCCGUCUGCGCUGAAUUGCUGUAGUUUGCUGGAGUUGAACAUUGGACAUCUAAAAAAAACACACCAAGCUUCCUACAUUUCUGUUUGUGGAAAAUAUUUUUCUAUUGUAGAAAACAGCCCGUAAUUGAGAUUUUUGAGGAACUUUCAAAAGAUGCCACGUUCAUUUCUGGUCAAGAAGUAUUUCUCCAACAAGAAGCCUAACUACAGUGAACUGGCGAGUCAAAGUGAUGAACGCUGUGCAAAUGUCCCACUGUGUUUCCCUCCGUAUGAAAAUGCCACUAUAAAAGAUGAUUCUCUGGUGCCCACCUACCCCUCUCUGCUUGUGUGGAGCACUGGCGCCUUACCUCUUAGCUCUCCUCCUGGGCCUCUGGACCUGAGCUCUCAGUCCAGCUCCAGCAGCGGAGAGGAUGACGACUGCCGCACGUCCGAUCCACCCAGCCCGGAUCCCACCGAGCGCUUCCAGUGUGCCCACUGCGGAAAGAGCUGCAGCAGCCCGGCCACUCUGUCUUGCCACCAGCUCAGGCACUGUACCGCCUGUCCGGAAGCGUGCAUCACCGUGGCGGCAGUCUCCAGCACCGCCACGAGGCCAGCAUUUCACUGCAAGCACUGUCCCAAAGAGUACAACAGUCUUGGGGCCCUGAAAAUGCACAUCCGUUCACAUACGCUGCCAUGUGUGUGCACCACAUGUGGAAAGGCAUUCUCCAGACCCUGGUUACUGAGGGGACACAUUCGCACACAUACCGGUGAACGUCCCUUCUCCUGCCCCCACUGCAAUCGCGCAUUUGCCGACCGCUCAAAUCUGCGCGCUCAUCUCCAGACGCAUUCCGAGGUGAAGAAGUAUCAGUGUGGAACGUGCUCUCGUACCUUCAGCCGCAUGUCCCUCUUGCACAAACACACGUUCUCUGGAUGUUAUCCAUCUGCCUAGAGGAAAAGACAUCCUCAAGUAUCAUGCUGGGAUGGUGUAAGCCAUACAUGAAUGUUUGAAUUCGAACGCUGUCCAGUGCCUUACCUUCCACAAGCCAAAGGAGAGAUUGUUAUUUUUCUACCAGUUGUAGUUUUAGACAGACACUUGCCAUGUCUGCGAUGAAGGUUUGCUACAUGCCGACUGAAUUUUUUCGUUGUACUUUUGGCUCUCUGUGGAUUCCCAAGAUGCAACUCGGUGCCGGCUGGUCCCGAACCGUGAGGGGGCAGCUGCUAGAGUAUGUGUGUGUGUGAUCAGAGGUCAUCUCUCAGCGAGAUCUCCACACACUUACAGGGAUGUAUUGAGACAGCUGUCGCUGUGCCGACCUGUCCACUAAAGCUCGCAUGGUUGUUGGCUUGCUGUUUCAGCCCUUCUGUGAUGAUGACUGAAGACCAUACCGUAACCAAAGGCCUGUUUUUAUAAGAAGUUUGAUUAGAUUUUGGUAUUUUGUUUGGAGUAAUCUGAACAUCACUCAGCGCCGCCGCCUCCUGAGUUUGUCAUUUGAGCCUUGAAUCUGUAAUACAUUUCAAAUUGUGUUGUAAAGUGUACUCUUAAAGAUUUUUAAACCACCACACAAGAUUGUUGUUUGCCUUUGAAAAUUAAUUGGAAAUGUACAGUCUCUGAUGCCUGUAUCAUCUGGGACAUAUAUAUAUUUCAAAGUCACAAUGAUAUAUGAAGCCACCUGUCUACAUAUAGUUGAUGUUGGUCCUAUAACAAAAACCAAAUGCUAUGCAGUUUUUUUGAUUGUGUCUAU